This is a messenger RNA of Camellia sinensis, 594 nucleotides long. Lineage: Eukaryota; Viridiplantae; Streptophyta; Magnoliopsida; Ericales; Theaceae. The record is from RefSeq and is a predicted model, not a curated record.
AGAAGAAAACUAAAUUCUGUCACCAAAUGCUUCUAAUCAAUAAAAAAAUAAAACUGAACCAAGAGAUAGAUAUCUCUCUCUUCAGAUGCAUCUAUUUUACUUUCUAUAUAUCUGUCACUCCCUCACCCAUCUAUCUCCUUCACACCGUCCAUCCAUCUUUGUCGCACUGGCUAACCAGCACGUUGCUUGUCUACGCUCACUACAAUAGUUCUAAUUUGGGGUGGAGGCGAUGGGCUAGCGGCAGUAGUGGCGGCGAUCGGCGAGCGGUGGCGACAACUAAGAUACACAACUGUUGGGACAGAAAUUCUACCAAAGAUAAAAACCAGGGAUGUGAUUAGAUCUACAAAGCUAAUGGAAGUUCAAGAUCGCCUCGUAUUGCCAGAUGAGAAUUGAUCUGAGGUCUUUCUUCUCAUUAUUUUGAUUUCAUUGUCAACUUCAGAUGGCAGCCUGGUUUUCUAUGUAGGUUGUAUUGUCAGAGUUGCUGAUUUCUUACUUACCCAAGAAAAGGUAAUUUCUUCUGUUGGAUGAUACAUUUGUAUAUUAUUUGUCCCUUUGAUAAUUACAAGUAUUAUUUCUCAUAGUUUUGGGACCAAA